Messenger RNA from Naegleria fowleri, 1146 nucleotides. RefSeq lists its product as uncharacterized. The transcript has a single exon. The record is from RefSeq and is a predicted model, not a curated record. Bases 1 to 1146 code for a protein of 381 amino acids. Lineage: Eukaryota; Heterolobosea; Eutetramitea; Acrasida; Naegleriidae.
AUGAAGAGAAGAGAAAAUCCAAUCACAACAAACGCUCAUAAAAAGCAAAAACAUUCAUCAUCGGAAGAGACCUCUUCUUCGGAACAACCAUUGAAAAACAUGAAGAACAGCACUCGUCGUGAGAAAGUUUCAGAUGAAGAAGAGGUGAAGGAAAUUAAACCACCAAUGGUUCCCACCAAACACACAAAAAAGCCUCCUCAAAAACUCUAUUCCAAACAAAAUAGAUUAUUUAAAAAAGAUGAAUCAAGUGAUGAUUCAUCUUCUUCUUCGGAAUCUUCAUCAUCAAGUGAUUCCGAAAGUGAAAAUGAAAACUCAACUUCUCAACAUUUGAAAAAGCCAGCAGCACGUCUCUUCCGAAAGCAUGAUUUACCGACGGAAAUGACCAUGUCCGUUCUAGAAAAGGAAGAAAAUUUCAAAUUAAUGAAUGGCGUUCGAAAUGAAAUGGAAUCACUUCAACCUCAAACACCACAACAAGUCUAUUUAAUUAAUGGACUCAUGAAUUCCUUGAAAAAAUUUCAAUUCAAAAAGUCGAUUGAUGUGCCAUUCCUUGCUUUGAAACAUAAUGAAACAGAUGAUAACGAUUGUUGGUGGGAUUUUAAGCCUCUUUUCCCAUUUCUGUGUUCGCCUUGUGAGGAGAAAUUUACCAAGGUAGCACAACUUGGAUUUUUCAAAGUUUUUGACAUUACCAAACCCAUUUCAUACCACGUGAAUAUCAAUGGACUCGCUACUAGUUUUGAGGACAUUUACGAGUCAUCAGUGAAUGCAUACCGAUACUAUGGAACCUACAAACAAGAGAAACCCAAAUUGACCUUCAAUCAAGUGGUCAUUUAUAUGAAAAUUGUGUUCCUGGAUGCUAAAUUGGAGCAAAAAGUGUUUGAGGUGAAACCACACCAUACGAUACAAGUGAACAACUUUCGAGUGACAGACAAUAGCGGAAAGUUAAUUCCAACCGUGCAAUCGUGCUCCUUUUCAAGGAUCAUUCAACCUUCUCAAUUCAUGGAUCACCUCAAAAGUGGUAAGGUUUACGGCGUAAAGAUACGAAUGCAAGCACAUUGUCCUGAUUUGAAAGAAGGUGAUGAGUACAAGGGAAAAUUGAAUAUUUCGUGGGAUGAUGACAGUGAAGUGAGUAUGAUCAUGACUAAUUAG